UUACAGAAGUUGUUCGUUUCCCUCAAAAUGCCGGGCGAUCCGAGCUCCAGAGCCUCUGGUGGUAUCAUAGCUUAUAAUGGCGAUUCUGCUCGAGGUUGGAAUGACCCUCCAACUUUUGCGUUCUCUAAUAACUCGACGGGCAACAGACCGAAGUUAGAUCUAAGGAAGAGAGUAUCACAUCAGCAAGCUUUACAUGGAAUACAAACACCGUCGCAGAGUUUACAACCAGCUGUUGUUAACAACGAAGAAAUUACAAACGGUGUUGGUGCUCUUAAACUCAAUGGCAUCUCCCAGCCACUUUAUACACAACCUCCAGUGACAACAAAUGCACCUCUUGGAAGUAAUAACCUGGAUGGCAUUGCCCAGCCUCUUUUCACACCACCAGUGACAACAACUCCUCCUCUUGUUAGCCAUAAUCUUAAUGGCAUCACCCAGCCGCUUUUCACUCCAGCACCAGUGACAACAGCUUCACCUCUUGUAAAUACUAAUCUCAUGGCUCCCUCAAUACCAACCAUGUUUACAAGGAGUGUAUCCACACCAUCUUUCACUGAUGCAGGAACAGCAAAUUCAAGUGAUGUAUCUGUUAACUCAACGCAAAGUAUCAACCCUCCAGGGACAUAUGCACAUGCUAAAUCAACAGAGAAUCUCUCAGGGAAUCUUGGACAACCAUUAUUUGCUCUCAAAGAUCAUAGUUUUGAACCAAUAAGAACUGCACCUCUACACAGUAUCCGCUCAACGGCAGAAAUCAGUGAUCAUUUUGAUGAUCACCACAGCUCCCCACAGAUAUUCCAUCCAAUAACUCCUCCUGUAACAAAAGCUUCCGCCAUGCCAAGUUAUCAAGAUAACCCACUUAUAACCCAGCCAUCCAUCCCACCACCAUUACCAAGCCAACCUCCAGUUGGUCACACAACACCUCCCUUGUAUCCAGUACACAGGCAGAGCCCUGUUCCACCAACAAUGCUCCCACAGGGGAAUGGAAUAGCUAAGCAUCCUCACAUGGGACACAGUAUGACUCCACCACCACUCCCAGGGAAUCAAAUCUCAUCUUCAGCUUCAUUAAGUGCAGGGAAUACUCCUCGCAGUACCUCUCCCUCUGGUGAGGAGAAAAAUGAAGCUGUCUCUAAUGCAGUGGAUAACCAAGAAGGGCUUAAGAUCACAAUGGAUGCCUUACAGGAUGUUAUUAACAAGCUUCAAGACAACCUAGAGAAAAGAGUUGGUGAUGAUAUUGCAAGAAGACUUCAAGUGAUGAGUCAGAAUUGGACAAAUGGGAAACUUAGUCAAGGUGUCAAGAGCAGAAUGAUAAAGCUUGCACAAGCUCUAGAUGGUGGAAAUGUUGAGGAAGCACAUCAGAUUCAUAUUUCACUAAUGGUGGAUUUUGUUAGUGAGGUAAACCAGUGGAUGGUUGCCGUGAAGAAGUUAAUCAAUUUAGUCCGUACAUCAAGUGCUUUCCCAGCUCAUUCAUGAUACUCAAGAAAUUUGAAAUAUUAGACUGUCUAUUAGUAAUUUAAUUGAACAUUACAGCAAGUGAAGUGAAAAAGACUUAGGAAAUCUCAGGGAUCUAUGGAGUAGUUGUGAUCUGUGACUGUUCCAAAUGGUCUGGAGAAAUCAAGAAUUUCAAAUCAAGUUAGAGUUUGUGAAUUAAAGACUUUGUUUAUCAUCUGUUAUGGUGUUUUAACACAGUUAUUGUACUCUGUCAAGAGGUGGCAGUGACAAAUAAUUAUAUGAAAUUUUAUUUUGAAAAAAGAAAAAAACACCUUUAGAGUUAGUUUUAAUAUUUAGUAAAGAGGAUUUGGUGGAGAGGGCAUGCAAAUGUUGUAAUUAAUGUGAAAUUGUGAGAGCUGUGUAAUCUUGCACACAGAAGUGAGUUACUAUAUUGGUUGGUAUGGUCUGUUAGAAAGUUCCCCUAUUUUAUACACAAAUGAUUUGCCCUCUGUGUGGGCUUAUUCACAAAUUCCAAUCUCUUUCCAAAAAUCUUCAAUUUGUGAGUAAAUAUCUGUAUUUAUUAUACUAUUAAGAGAACAGGAACAACGAUUGAAAGAGCUUUAAUUAGUAGAAUGUGUCCCAAGGUCAUUGUAUUUAAGCUUGAGAGUUUAGGAAUGUAAACUUUGAUACUUUAAACUUUAGAAAUUUAAACUUCGAGAGGGGCUGGAUUGCAAUUUUCAACUUACUAUUACAGGUGAAUUAUUAACUGAAAAGGAAUUACAACUCAAUAUUUCAUUGUAAUAUCUUAGCAAUAGCUGAAAUUUAUGAUGUAGACAAUUAAUAGUAAGAUGGAUUAAUUUAAUCUUUUUUCCAUUGGUUAGUUUUGAAAAAUGAAGAAAAGUGCAAUCAAGCCCUCAGACUCAAGGUUUUAAUUCAACUGGCUAAGAAACAUAGUGCUCAGUUACUCUGCUUGACACAAUGUUUUAGUAGGAAAGACUGUAAAUAACAUUGAGAAGUGUACAAAAGUAUCUAAAUUAGUUUAAGUGCAGGAACGGUCAUGUCUUAGUGUUUGAAGGUAAUCAUUAAAUCCUACAAGAACUGA
Molecule: messenger RNA, 2524 nt
Organism: Pocillopora verrucosa
Lineage: Eukaryota; Metazoa; Cnidaria; Anthozoa; Scleractinia; Pocilloporidae
Biological process (GO): regulation of transcription by RNA polymerase II
Cellular component (GO): nucleus
Source: RefSeq, a predicted model, not a curated record